AUGGCGGCCCCUCCUGCUCCUCUGUUCCUGCCGGUCCUGCUCUCGGACUCCUUCACGCUGUCCGACGACGGGAAGUACGAGCGCUCGGCGACGCCCGGCUCCGCCUCCCGCCUGGUGGCCCGCAUGGACGGCGACAUCAUCAUCGGCGCUCUGUUCUCCGUGCACCACCAGCCGGCGGCGGAGAAGGUGGCGGAGAGGAAGUGCGGCGAGGUGCGCGAGCAGUACGGCAUCCAGCGGGUGGAGGCCAUGUUCCACGCCCUGGACCGGAUCAACGCGGACCCCCACCUGCUGCCCAACAUCUCGCUGGGCUGCGAGAUCCGGGACUCCUGCUGGCACUCAUCUGUGGCGCUGGAGCAGAGCAUCGAGUUCAUCCGCGACUCGCUCAUCUCCAUCCGGGACGAGAGCGACGGGUCCCGCUGGUGCAUCGAGGGCUCGCCGUCCAGCCAGCCCCCCCCCACCAAGAAGCCCAUCGCCGGUGUCAUCGGGCCCGGGUCCAGCUCGGUGGCCAUCCAGGUGCAGAACCUCCUGCAGCUCUUCAACAUCCCGCAGAUCGCCUACUCCGCCACCAGCAUCGACCUGAGCGACAAGACGCUGUUCAAGUACUUCCUGCGGGUCGUGCCCUCCGACACGCUGCAGGCCCGGGCGCUGCUGGACAUCGUGAAGCGCUACAACUGGACCUACGUGUCUGCCGUGCACACCGAGGGGAACUACGGGGAGAGUGGGAUGGAGGUGUUCAAGGAGCUGGCCUCUCAGGACGGGCUCUGCAUCGCCCACUCCGAUAAGAUCUACAGCAACGCCGGGGAGAAGCAGUUCGACCGGCUGCUGAGGAAGCUGAGGGAGCGGCUGCCCAAAGCCCGGGUGGUGGUGUGCUUCUGCGAGGGCAUGACGGUGCGAGGCCUGCUGGCCGCCAUGAGGAGGCUCGGGGUGGCCGGGGAGUUCCUGCUCAUCGGCAGCGACGGCUGGGCGGACCGGGUGGAGGUGGUGGAGGGAUACGAGCAGGAGGCGGUGGGGGGGCUGACGGUGAAGCUCCAGUCUGACGAGGUCUCCUCCUUCGACGACUACUUCAUGAGGAAGCUCAGCACCAACACCAGGAACCCGUGGUUCCCCGAGUUCUGGCAGUACCGCUUCCAGUGCCGGCUGCCCGGACACCCGCUGGAGAACCUGAACUACGCACGCAACUGCUCAGAGGAUGAGGAGCUAGAGCUGCAGGACGGGUACGAGAGUCUGGAGGAGAACUACGUGCAGGACAGUAAGAUGGGCUUCGUCAUCAACGCCAUCUACGCCAUGGCCCACGGGCUGCACGACAUGCAGGCGCUGCUGUGCCCGGGCCAGGGGGGGGGGCUCUGCGACAACAUGAAGCCGGUGGAUGGCAGCCACCUGCUGGACUUUCUGCUGAAGACCUCCUUCACUGGGGUCUCCGGGGAGGACAUCUGGUUCGACCAGAACGGAGACUCCCCGGGGAGGUAUGAGAUCAUGAACUUCCAGCAGGUGGAGUCGGGCGACUUCGACUACAUCAACAUCGGCUCGUGGCACGAAGGCGUCCUGCGGCUCGACGAGGACCUGAUGCUGAUGAACCGCAGCGACGUUGUGCGGUCCGUCUGCAGCGAGCCCUGCAGCAGCGGGGAGAUCAAGGUGAUCAGGAAGGGCGAGGUGAGCUGCUGCUGGAUCUGCACCGCCUGCAAAGACAACGAGGUGGUUCAGGACGAGUUCACCUGCAAGGCCUGCGAGCUGGGCUGGUGGCCCGACGAACAGCUGGAGGGCUGUGAGCCCAUCCCGCUGCGCUACCUGGAGUGGAGUAACCCCGAGUCCAUCAUCCAGGUGGUGUUCUCCUGCCUCGGCAUCCUGGUAACGUCCUUCGUGGCGUUCAUCUUCGUGCUGUACCGCGACACGCCGGUGGUGAAGUCCUCCAGCCGUGAGCUGUGCUACAUCAUCCUGGCCGGGAUCUUCCUGGGUUUCCUGUGCCCCUUCACGCUGAUCGCCCGGCCCACCGUGGCCUCCUGCUACCUGCAGCGCCUGCUGGUCGGCCUCUCCGCCGCCAUGUGCUACUCCGCCCUCGUCACCAAAACCAACCGCAUCGCCCGCAUCCUGGCCGGCAGCAAGAAGAAGAUCUGCACCAGGAAGCCCCGCUUCAUGAGCGCCUGGGCGCAGGUGGUGAUCGCCUCCAUCCUAGUGAGCGUGCAGCUGACCCUGGAGGUCACGCUCAUCAUCAUGGAGCCCCCUGAGCCCAUCAAGUCCUACCCCAGCAUCCGGGAGGUGUUCCUCAUCUGCAACACCAGCAACAUGGGGGUGGUGGCGCCGCUGGGCUACAACGGCCUGCUCAUCCUCAGCUGCACCUACUACGCCUUCAAGACCCGCAACGUGCCCGCCAACUUCAACGAGGCCAAGUACAUCGCCUUCACCAUGUACACCACCUGCAUCAUCUGGCUGGCCUUCGUGCCCAUCUACUUCGGCAGCAACUACAAGAUCAUCACCACCUCCUUCUCCGUCAGCCUCAGCGUGACGGUGGCGCUCGGCUGCAUGUUCACGCCCAAGAUGUACAUCAUCCUCGCCAAGCCGGAGCGGAACGUGCGCAGCGCCUUCACCACGUCGGACGCCGUGCGCAUGCACGUGGGCGACGGCAAGAUGGCAUACCGCAGCAGCAGCUUCCUGAACAUGUUCAAGAGGAACAAGAAGGGCGGAGGAGGCAGUUCUAAUGGAAAGUCUGUGUCAUGGUCUGAACCAGGUGCAAGGCAUCCUCCCAAAGGCGAUCACACGUGGCACAGACUGUCGGUGCACGUGAGGCGGCAGGAGGCCAAUCAGACGGCCGUCAUCAAACCCUUAACCAACUCCUUCCUCAGCACUAAGACUCUGUACAACGUGGCCGAGGAGGAGGACGAGGGCGAGGCCGUCCGGUACAACCCCCCCGUUACCCCUCCCAUGAUGCCCCACGGGCAGAUCCCGAGGGGGGAGGAACCGUACGCACCUCGAACAAAAAACUGCUUCAUGGCGGAGCAUCUGCAGGUGGACAAAUUCAACAUACCUAAGUUAAACGACAUGGUUAGCAUUCCUGAUUCAGUUAGCGGCGGCAUGCUAGUGUACCAGCCGGCCCCCCUCCUUCACCAGGAGACCCUACUUCAGCUAGAGCCCCUUUUCCACCAGGAGCCCCACCUCCACCAGGAUACCCCUCUCCAGGAAGAGACCCUGCUCCUUCAGGAGACCCUCCUCCACCAGGAGACCCAACUCCACCAGGAGACCCACCUCCACCAGGAGCCCUUCCUCCACCAGGAAACCCACCUCCACCAGGAGCCCUUCCUCCACCAGGAGCCCUUCCUCCACCAGGAAACCCACCUCCACCAGGAGCCCUUCCUUCACCAGGAGACCCACCUCCACCAGGAGACCCACCUCCACCAAGAAGAGCCUGACUCCCCUUCGGAGGAGGAGGAGGAGGAGGCUCAGUUUGGCCUCCUGCACGGCUACAUGUACAACAACGCCCGGAUCCACGACAGCGACGGCGACUCUGUGGACGGUAAACUCUCCGAGGAGGCUCUGAUGCCUCCGUCCCCGUUCAGAGAUCAGGCCGCCGCUCCUCCGGUGAGACCCUUCCCCAAUUCGCCGAUAUCCGAGUCCAUUCUGUGCAGCCCGACCAACGUGACGUACGCCUCCUUCAUCGCCCAAGACUUCAAGCAUAGCUCCUCCACUCUGUGAGGGGGAACCGCGGGAUCAUGUGGGGGAGAACCGGGGGGGUCGUCUCGCUGUGAAGAGGGUGGAGUUUGGUCAGCUACAGGAUCAAUGCUCAGGAGUAAAAGUAAUAGUUAUAUAUAAAAACGCUCAGAAAUAUUAACCGUAAUUCAUCAGAAUUUGACUAAAGAAAUCUUCCCCUUUUUGUGGCUCAGUGGGUUAGAGCGCUGAUCUUCAGACCAGGGGAGCACUGGUUCAAUUGCAGUUUAGCGUCGGCUGUGCCGCUCACAGCAUUGAUUUGCGUUCUCUAGAUGAUGAUUGUGCUGCUUCUCCUUGGUCGCCUUGCCGGCAUCAGAUAUCUUGAGAAACAAAACUCAAUCAGCUGUUUUCACCACAAGGCUUUACACCCAACCUCCAAUCAGCAAGCAGCGUGACGACCGUCCCCGUCCUCCCCUACUUUAUUCUCAAGUUUUUGAAUAGCUGUAUUUGAUGAGGUGUAAGGAAAGUCAUGUUUCACUCUUUUCCUGACAGCUGUUAGAGUGAACAACCGCUGCACUCUAAAUGUUGUCUUCAGUGGUGGAGGAAUCUCCCUAUUACUUAUUUAUCUGCUAAGUUAAGAUGUUAGGGUAGGACUACGGAAUCCCUGAAGGGACAAACAUUUCAUUACCUACGAGUUAUUUGUCGUUAUCUCAAAAUGUCAUUGUUUCCUUGAUUUAUUGGGAUCAAUCGUCCUCAAAGUAUUUUCUGACACUCCAGAGAGAAAUGUGGUUUAUACUUGAAUUUCAUUAUUUCUGAAAAACUAAAUUUGAUAUCUUUUUUCCCCACAAUGUUUUGUAUUCAACAAUUGAAAAACAAACCGUGUUAUACAAGGUAAAUAUUACACAGUCUUGGGAACUGUCCUUAUACCUCCAUAAUUCCUCAAACAGCCGCUGUCUGGCUCUUAAUGUAUAGGAUAUCUUAUCCAAUGGGAGGCCUGAGCGCAUCUGUCUCAACCAAUGAGACAAAACUACAGAGCAAGCUGGGCUCUCCAACUGUUCACUGUAUUAAUGCUUUUCUGGAUAUAAACCCAACAGAUCUUUGGGUCCAGUAAAGUCUGAUUAGAAAGGAUCUUCUCUAUUGGACCUGGUUCCUCCUCCCAGAUGUAUCGCGAACCAGGGUCACCAAAUUUGACAUUUUGAGACAUCGACGAGUAACUCUGGAAGAAACUGAGAGGAUAACAUGUGAGUAACCACGGCGAGGCGUCCCUAUGAACUAGAUGUAGUGCUUCUGAGAUCAACAGUAGGUUUGUUUCUGUACAUGUAUAAACAUAUAUCAUGUAUUUUAGGAAUAUAGGCGACAUAAGAAGAAGUAUGCUGAGGUUAAACCCCUAAUGCUAUAGUUUGUAUGUAAUGCAAAGAAAUGAUCAACGAUAUUUUCAGAAAACAUGUUUGUGUUUACACGUGUGUUUUGUACUUUAUGAGGACGGAAAGGUUUAAAGGAACAAUUUGACAUUUGGGAAAAUACUUAUUUGGUCUUAGGGAUAUAUUCAGAUUCCAUCAGCGUAAUACAUAAGGCGAAUAACAGUGAGGGUGCAGAUUAGUUGUAAAGUACGAGACUCCUUUCACCCGUCUUUAUGCUACGCUACCUGCGGGUGGUAGGUUGAUUCUCAGUGAGCCUGAUAUCGAUCCUCUUCUCAAACUUUUUGCAGGAACUCCUUUUUCCUAAAUGUCACAUUUUUCGCUGAAAGCAGAAAAGACAUGUUUCCUGUUGGAGGAAAAUGUGAUGUGUGAUAGAAACAGGACUGACUGUCAGGGAUGUAGCAGAGGACAAAGCGCCACGUCUCCAUUAGGAUUUCUGUUUUUAUUUUCUACAUGUCAGAUUUGUAUCUUUGAUAAGUGCACUUGAUGUGAUUUCAUAACUGCAGGUCUACGUAUAAGAUAAGGGACAUGUGUUUCGUGAAUGUAUGAAUUGUGUUUCAUAUUUUGUAUUCCGAUGAUAUCUAUAUAAGCAUUACAGUAUUAGAAAUGCGCUUUAAUUGUGAGAUUGGUUGUCGACACCAAUCAAAGUGUUAAGAGCCUCAGACCUGCAUAAUGUGAUAAGUGCUUCUGUUAGUUCUGAAUAAGCUAUCUGUCGUACACAGGAGGAGUUAGCGUCUGCCCUUUGGAACCAAUAUAAUCUGUGGACGGUUGAAAAGGUUUGCUUGGAGUAAAUUCAAUAUUUUCUAUGUGUUUGUCUCCUGUUUCUGAUCGUGUGAACCAGCUGGUAGUUGUUGUCUCGUUAGCUUUAAAAUAAAAAAGCUGUUUCUAGAGA
This is a messenger RNA of Eleginops maclovinus (Patagonian blennie), 5946 nucleotides long. It is a transcript of the gene grm1b, whose product is annotated as glutamate receptor, metabotropic 1b. Gene Ontology annotation, biological process: G protein-coupled glutamate receptor signaling pathway; regulation of synaptic transmission, glutamatergic. Gene Ontology annotation, cellular component: plasma membrane; postsynaptic density membrane. Gene Ontology annotation, molecular function: G protein-coupled receptor activity involved in regulation of postsynaptic membrane potential; adenylate cyclase inhibiting G protein-coupled glutamate receptor activity. NCBI's taxonomy places the organism in Eukaryota, Metazoa, Chordata, Actinopteri, Perciformes, Eleginopidae. The record is from RefSeq and is a predicted model, not a curated record.